ACUACUGUACUGAACUGAACUACUGGACUGAACUACUGAACUGAACUGAACUGAAUUGUACUGAGUUUGUUUUUUUCGUUUUGCAUCAGCUGCUUUGUAAAGUGUGUAACUGACUUGUUUCCAUAGAAACCGGUGGUUGGUCUUCAUGACCUGCAGUUACUGGUGUUACUGGGAAGGCCAGUAAAGUCUUCACUCCCAUUUUGCUCCCAGUAUGAAUGAGCUGGAACAGAACCUUCUGGUUCCCUCAGGAUGAUGGUUCUGGUUGGAUUCACUGGGAGAAUCCCAGUCCUCCCAGUGUGGAAGCGGAGCACCAGACAGGACUGUUUGGACCCUAGAAGCUUCAGCGCUGAUCUAUGAUGUUGCUUCAUGUCCGGUUUCAUCACCAAAAACCACAGAACAAGCGUUGUGUGGGCGGGGCCAGCGGUGGGCGGGGCCAGCGGUGGGCGGGGCCAGCGGUGGGCGGGGCCAGCGGUGGGCGGAGCGCUGGCUCCUCUCAGAAGGAGCAGACCGAGGAGCAGCUUCUCAGUCCUCUGUGUUGCAUCAAAGAUCCUCUACGACCAGACAGAGCUCUCACUCCCAGAAGAACAGAGAUGAUGUCAGGUGUGACUCCAUCAGCUGAUUGGUCGUCAGGCUCUCCAGCCACCAGGGGUCAGAGGUCAUCAGGCUUCAGGAUGAAGCUCGGCGCUGAAGCUCACUGGUCGGCCUCGGAUGAAUCCGGGCUCCUCAGACGGCCUCACCGAUUGGACGACCCCAGUCUGUCACUGGGCUCCGCCUACAGCCCGCCUCCUGUCUACUCCUUAUAUGGGCAUCCUGCUCCGGCUCCGCCCCCUGCCUUCCUGCGUCCCUCCCCACCUGGAUGGGACCUGCUCAGUCCUUCCUGGUCUCCGGCCUGGAGUGAGCCAGAGCGCCGCCAGUGUUUCGGCUGCGGGACCCACAGCGCCCUCCUGUGGAGGAGGGAGGCAGCAGGAACGCACCUGUGUUCCACCUGCAGCGUGCGACAGCAGAACCCGCCGCUGCUGCGGCCCAAGAGGAGAGCGGUGAGGUCACGCCUGCUGGUUACCGUAGAAACAGAUCCACCUGGGGGCAGAGCCAGAGCCUCUUGCUGGAACUGUGAGAAGGUUCUCAACCGGGUCAGAACCGACCCAGUCAGAAGCUGCUGCUUCAUCCAGACUGGAGGAAAUUCAGCCUCCAGCCAGCAGGGGGCGCUGUGUUCAGGCGUCCUCAGCGUUCCGUCUCUUCCUGCUUCCAGGCGGCGGCCAGGAAAGGAACUCAGUGCUCCAACUGCGGGACGGGAACCACGUCUUUGUGGAGGAGAAACGCUGCAGGAGACGCCGUCUGCAACGCCUGUGGCCUCUACUACAAGCUGCACCAGGUGCAUCGGCCACUGGCACUGAGGAAGGACGGGAUCCAGACCAGGAAGAGACGAUCGGCCAAUCAGAGGCCAGGCAGGAAGGGAGCUGACCAAUCAGGGCCCUGGGCUGGCCCGCUGUG
Messenger RNA from Xiphophorus maculatus (southern platyfish), 1491 nucleotides. It is a transcript of the gene gata1b, whose product is annotated as endothelial transcription factor GATA-2-like. The record is from RefSeq and is a predicted model, not a curated record. The transcript has 4 exons. Bases 354 to 1394 code for a protein of 346 amino acids. Gene Ontology annotation, biological process: cell fate commitment; negative regulation of transcription by RNA polymerase II; positive regulation of transcription by RNA polymerase II. NCBI's taxonomy places the organism in Eukaryota, Metazoa, Chordata, Actinopteri, Cyprinodontiformes, Poeciliidae. Gene Ontology annotation, molecular function: RNA polymerase II cis-regulatory region sequence-specific DNA binding; zinc ion binding; DNA-binding transcription factor activity, RNA polymerase II-specific.